AUGAAGCCUAAAGAGAAUAUAGCCUUGAAACAAAAGCGCCUUCCUCUGGUGGACAUCACCAACUACGAUCUUAGGAAACACUUGCGGGAUGAACUGUCGCUCCCUUCUGCCUCUGCCCCGAAUAGACAAGCAUCUGCUCCGGCCUCCAGAAAAAAGAAACCUUCUCAAGAUAAGGAGAACUCCGAUUCUACCGCUAAGGAUACCUCUACUCGACCCUCUUUCCUUCGUUAUAGGGCACCUGUGACAACGCCAUCAUUGACUUCCGACACCUCAAUCGAUCAUGAGCGUCUUCUUUCUCUGCCUACAGUCACCCACGAACCACUGGUUUUUCCAGCGCAUCCGCAGGCCAUCUCGCUGAAGCCUCUCCAGGGCGGUAGAGCAAAGAGUUUGGUGGCUUCUACUAGCAGCAAUGAUCGCGUUGCUCCAGCUUUGAAUAUUUUUCAGUCAGAUCCCAUGUUUGGUUCCAACAUACCGAUCGGGGCGUGCAGGCCUACACCUCUGACAACGAAUCAAAUGACCGUCAAGACAUAUAAGACUGCUCAAGGACAGGUCGUUGUUCUUCCUUCCAGAUCCUUGCUAGUCGAUUUCCGUGAAAGGGAACGCCGCAAUGGGAACGCAGGCGAUGAGGUUCUGAUUAUAUCUGCUGAUGGAGCCAGGGUACAAGUCUUCAAUGCACCUCACUUGAGCACACCUUGCUGCCUUGCGGAACCCGACAACAUGUAUACUCUGGAAACACUUCCAGUAAGGUACUGGAAAUCAUACGAUCGAGCCAGUCGAGUGGUUGAGCACGUUAAAAAGAAAAUGGCAAAACUGUCACUUUAUCAACCGUCGGCGACGUGUACACUCAUGUCUAAUGAGCCUUGCGCUGACAUUGAAGUUCUCUUUGACUCUACAGCUCCAUAUCCUGAUUCCCUCGAUCGGCACAGCGCUGGACGUUCUGAAGGGAACAGGACAGCCGGCAUGCGUGUCAGACUUUCUCGUAAAGGACACACACUGGAAAUUUCAACUUUCGUUUCUGCAGCGUCUGGAUCUACUGGCGAAUGGAAGAAAAAAAUCUUAGCUUGGAUAGGUAGCUCUCUUGGUCUCAGCCCCCAGGAUCUGGCCUCGCUGACUGCUCAAGAGAAGGAAGGUCUGGAUACUCUGGCCGAGUUCGUACGAGUAGCUGAAGCCUUUGAGGCGCUGGGCCCUCCACUUCAUGACUCUCCAAAGAAUGACUCGUCUGGCAAUCCAGAUAAGCUUGCUGGUCGCUUGGCUUCGCUAGAGUCUAUCUUGGACAGACCUCUUCGACAGAAAAAGCCUUGUAUUCUCCCUAGCAAUCUCCAUCAGCAGCAGACCGAUGAUUCUGCAAGCGAUAUAUCAACAGGCGCCACGGCAGCAACAGAAUCACCUCAGGCAUUACCAAGGUCAUUUUCCGACGUUAGUGUUACCCCGCGCCCCAAACUCUCUCCCCCUCACCUUCGGUUCACCAACGAGACGGCUCGUCGUGCGAGCAGUACCGUCGUGGACCCCCCUGUGUCUUCGAACCACCUGAGGAGCUCACACGACCACCCACAGAGUGCAAUCUCGAUCAUACCCGAAUGGCAGUCUACGUCUGUUUCCGGAAUGACGAUACAAACGCGUUUCAUCCCAUCAGUCGGAUGGUGCAUCAGGUAUGGAACCUCCGCUGGCGGGAGGUAUCGAAUCAUGUUCCUCGAUGGGGCGACACUCGAGGUCGAUGUCGACGAGGAAAUGAUCAAGUUUACCAGCCAAGAUGGAAAGGUCGUUAAUUAUUCCGUUCGGGAGUGCCAUUCGCAGCGGCUAGUAGGUGAGCGUAUGAAAGUGUUCGAAGAUUUUGUAUCCUUGUUCGAUGAGCGUUCUUUUGAAUGA
Molecule: messenger RNA, 1866 nt
Organism: Heterobasidion irregulare TC 32-1
Lineage: Eukaryota; Fungi; Basidiomycota; Agaricomycetes; Russulales; Bondarzewiaceae
Exons: 4
Coding region: 1-1866 (621 amino acids)
Molecular function (GO): protein binding
Source: RefSeq, a predicted model, not a curated record